Leptonychotes weddellii (Weddell seal) is the source of this 3320-nucleotide messenger RNA. The record is from RefSeq and is a predicted model, not a curated record. NCBI's taxonomy places the organism in Eukaryota, Metazoa, Chordata, Mammalia, Carnivora, Phocidae.
AUGAAGCAUGUGGUCCAGGUUACUGUGGAGAUGCAUGAGGUCACGAGUGGGAGUCGCUCGAACCUCCCCAGUCCCAUCCGAGCCCCUCGGGCAGCCAGGCCCCUGAAGAGGAGGCCGCCGAAGAAAACCAAUGAGCUGCCGCAUGCGAACAGACUCCCAGGGAUCUUUGAUGAUGUUCACGGUGCCGAUGGGCGGCACGUUUGCCGGCGGCAUGAGCUCUACGUCAGCUUCCAGGACCUCGGCUGGCUGGACUGGGUCAUUGCCCCCCAAGGCUACUCGGCCUAUUACUGUGAGGGGGAGUGUUCCUUCCCGCUGGACUCGUGCAUGAACGCCACCAACCACGCCAUCCUGCAGUCCCUGGUGCACCUGAUGAAGCCAGAUGCGGUCCCCAAGGCGUGCUGCGCCCCCACCAAGCUGAGCGCCACCUCCGUGCUCUACUACGACAGCAGCAACAACGUCAUCCUGCGCAAGCACCGCAACAUGGUGGUCAGGGCCUGCGGCUGCCACUGAGGCCCUGCCCCCGUCGCUGCUCCCCCGCCCCACCCCGGGUCAGGCCCCUCUCCAGAGGCAGGAAACCCUCCAACCCAGCCUGACCUCAGACGGGUUGGCCCUUGGAGAUCAACAUAUCUAUGCUCCUCUCUCCUUCCUGCCAGGGCUGGAUCUUCUCCAGGCCCCUCCUCCCCCUUCCCUGCCUGAGGUUUGUGACAGUCUUUUGGCCUCCAGGCCUGGUGGUCUGAGUCAUCAAGCAGGUUCUCUCCCAGCCUCCUCCUCCAGAAGCAUGUGCUGACCAACAUUUUGGGUUUGGAACAAAAGUCGCGUCUGAGGAUCUAUCCAUGUCCAUUGCUGGCCCAGGCUUGGGGUAAUAUGGACUGAACUGAGAGGCACCUAGGGCCCAAAAUGGCUCCCUCGGGCUCUUUGCUGUCCAUUCGAGGGCGUGGAUAUGUGUACACAGGGUCUGGUCCACCUUCGGUUGCCUGCCCCUCCCAGGCAUUUUCUGGGUACUUUUGUUGGAAUGUGAACUCGCCGUCGUUGUUGUGUCGUCGUGGAUCUGAAUUAUCAACCUGCUGGUAGGCAUGUGGGUCAACUCAAGAACGAGCUGAAUGAACAACAUGAUGUAGGGCCAAGGCCAAUGCAGCCGUCCCCCUCCAUCUUCCCCCCAUCUUCCUGCCUUGAUCUGCCUCUGCUGUCUGGGGGAGAGGUACAGGGCAUGGACAUUUGGCCAUUGUAGAAACAAAAAAUUUGGAAGGCUUCACUCGCCUAUCUGUCACCACGUUGAACCAUGAGGAGCUCAGCUCCAUGGAAAAGUUAUCUUUUUAUUGAGCCUAGCAUGGUGGAUACACUGGGUGGCCCAGGAUGACAGUGCUCAGCACAGAUGACAUCAUUUCCCUUUCCCUUUGGCAUGGCAAACAUUAAUCAUCCAUCUUGAUAUUUUUUCCUUCCAAAUCUGUAUAGAAUUUCAAAAUGAUCUGUAUUAGAACUCCAUGCCGCCACAGCCAAGAGAUCAGAGCUGACAUGUGAAGUGAAAACUGUUUGCCAUCUUCUGCCAUGCUAAGGAGCAAUCCACUUCACCCACAGUGGUGCCUCUGUGACCCCAGGCAGCCUGUGGCUGGGCCUAGGGCCUCCCAGCACCUGCUCGUGUCCAGAAGUUGUCAGAAACAGGCUGUCAUAAUCUGCAUCGCCCUGUGAGCCCGAGACAAGGUCCCUGUCCCAGGGGAGUGACAGGCAGUAAUCAGGCCGGCCCGGGGUGGGGAGGGUCCUGGAAACUGCCACAGGCCGCUGGAACGUUUGAUUUCUGACUCGCUAAGCCCGUAAGUUACCUGCUGGGGCAGACAGAGUCCCGCUGCCCAAACCCUGAAAUACUGUGUCGUUCAAAGCAGCUUGGGGACCCGACCCCCGUGUGCCCCAGGAUGCGCCCCUCAACAGUCACUCGGCACCCCGAGGAGGGGCCCCGGGACAGCAGGUGGGACAGUGGGUGUGGACGCUGGGGCCCUGCUGCAGGACAGCGGCGCCUCCGCAGGGACCGGGAAGGGACUCUGGAGCGAGCACGGAGGGAGAGACCCUCCCCGGGUACACGGAAGAUGGGCCCAGACUGUCUGCAAGGUGGAGAAUUCCCCAUUAGUGCAGGGAUCUGAACUCUGGCGUAGAUGUUAGGAGACCGGAUUUGUAGAUGGCUUCCCUGUCUGGGCCUCAUUUUCCAUCCAUACAUGAAGGCAAUGAGCUUUUCGGGUCUCCAAAGGGCCUCCUGCCAGGAAUCUUUUCUGCCAGCCCUUUUUCACACUGCGCCCAGAUCCAGCCUCGGCACCCCAAACUCGGUUGAGGUGGCAGUGACAGGUCAGAGUUGGUAUGUAACAGGGAACCUGUUUGCCAUUCUAGUCCUCUGACACUUCUGUCUUCCUAACAUCGAGGACUGUCUUUUGGGCAAAUAUAAAUUUAACAUUAGCCAGUUAUUUUAACAGUUUUUAACUUUACCUGGUACCUUUGGUGCCCAGCCAACAGCCUGGCACAAUUAGGGUGCACCAGGAAUGUCUGUCAAAUCAUUCCCAAGGCUUAUAGACUGGGAGCACACCUCACCUGUCAGGCUGAGCACGGCACGGAUGCCGGGAGGCCGUAACCUUCCUUUUGCAUGCCCGACACCUGAAAAAUAAGCCUUUGCCUGCCUACCUGGCUCAGACUUCAGCAACCUUUGCCAUCCACGCAGUCACUGAAUGAGAUCGCGUAGAAAAAGACCUGAGCAGUGAAACAAUUGUGAAUGGAUACAAGGCCCAUGCAUUUUAUCCCGUUUAUUGCAUGAUAUUGCACGCACUUGCUGCAUGCGUUGUAUUCCCAGUUACCAGUUUGCUGAGCCAAGCACCGCAGCUGCAGGGAGCAGCCCAGAUGCCACCGUUUCCCUUUCUCUCGCUCAGGGCAUGGCUUGUUUAUCUGGUUGCACGGGACCAGAAGGAUAAAUACGGGCAGCUGGUCAGACCCGACAGCGACCACGAGUCAGUGACUUGCCAGGAAGGGAGGGCAUGUGGGAAAGGGCUGAUGACAAAUGCACGGCAGUCAGCCUUGGUUUGGGCAGUGCGAGUCUGGCCUCAAGGCCAAGCAGCACAUUAGUGUUCGCGGUUUUCUAAGGUGGGAAAGUGACCCGUUCUGGAAAAAUCCCUAAGAAAUAGGAAAGCAGCAUAGCAAGAGGGAUUUUGAAGUCAAAUGGGUUUGAACCUUGGUUUUUCUUCUGUGGAGCAGGAUAUUGGUUCUUUCCUUCCAAGCUAUUACAAAGAUCAGAUAUGGACAUUCACAUGUAGGACAAUGUCUGCCAAAUAAACACUUAGCAACAGGUA